ACAAAAAGGCGAUGAUAGAAAACGUACAAGCUCUCAUAGACUCAAAUUUGAUAUAUAUUUAAAACACAACUUUAGUGAAUAUUCGAAUAUAGACGAAAUAAAGCAAAAAACUCGAUAAUUUUUGUGCUUUUCAAAAAUGCAUCAUAUUAAAUAUAAAUAAAAAAAAAUUAAGUGCUAACUACGUAAAAUAAAAUAUGAUGCUAAAUCAAAAUGGCAGCUGAUAAUUAAGGCGUCUCUUUGAGAGAUGGAUAUUAUUGAACGAAAAAACAAAAACUGGUAAUAGGCCACCCUCAGUAUGUCAAACGACAACAGGACUUUCGACAACAAUAUGUUGGGUGCUCAUUGCAUUUUAGAGGGGGGUCGGCUUAAUACACCGGAUGUACCAAUGGACCAACAACAAUCAUCAUCAUCAUCAUCGCCGCUUAAAAACAACAUCAACAACAAUCAUCCCACUCAAGAAACGAUCUACACAACUGAAGAGCUUUUCACCAAGUUGCACGAAGCACUUUCAUUAGAGCCGAAAUUUCAACCAAGUCUAUACUUGCCCCAGGACUCUCAUGAUGGUGAAAUUACAAUUGGAACACGAGAUGGUGCUGCUCAUGUACUCCGUUGCCUUAAAGUGUGGUAUGAACUUUCCAACGAAGUUUUAUUUACUGCAAUAAAUUUAGUGGAUCGCUUCUUGACCAAGAUGAAAGUUCGACCAAAACACAUGGCAUGCAUUUCAGUCAGCUCGAUGCAUUUGGCUGUUAAGCAAUUAGGAUUACCGAUUAUUGAUCCAGAAGAUCUGGUUGCAAUUUCACAAUGUCGUUGUACAUCGCGUGAUUUGGAACGAAUGGCUGAUAUAAUUGCAAAUAAGCUUGGUGUACAAAUGAAAUCGACUCCUGUUACAGCUUUACAAUUUGUUCGUCUUUUUUACUACAUUUUCAAACAUGCGGCUGAUCAAUUACAAAUCAGUGAAUUCUAUAGCGCAAUUUCGUUAUCUGAUUUGGAAAUGCGGUUAGAAAUUUUGGCUUGUGAUGCAAGUUGCGCCAGCAUUCGAGCUUCUGAAUUAGCUUUGGUAUUGAUUUGUACUCAAAUGGAUGCACAAGUAUCGAAUCAAUCUACAGUCAAUCAACAAAUUCAUAACUUAGUUGAUUACGCUAUUGAAAUGCAGCGUCUAUGUAGAAUCCCCGACAGCAGUUUUUUCCAUAGCCAUAGUACUGUGGCAAAAAUAUUAUCGCAAUAUAAUGGGCAACACAAAAUGCCCUACAAGCAACGUUUGGUGUGGAAACUAUCAUCAAGAACUUUACGUGUCUUAAGACCUACUGACAAAUUGACCUCAUAUUUACCAACAAUUGAGGAGCACAAUGCUAUUAAUAACAACAACUUACGAUUUCGUACUGGAAGUGUUAGCUCAGAGGAUGGCGAAGAAGAUUGGCCAACAUCACCCGUAGUAGCAGUGUGUGAACAGUGUUAAA
Culicoides brevitarsis is the source of this 1457-nucleotide messenger RNA. RefSeq names its product cyclin G (gene CycG). Gene Ontology annotation, biological process: regulation of cyclin-dependent protein serine/threonine kinase activity; mitotic cell cycle phase transition. Gene Ontology annotation, molecular function: cyclin-dependent protein serine/threonine kinase regulator activity. The record is from RefSeq and is a predicted model, not a curated record. Lineage: Eukaryota; Metazoa; Arthropoda; Insecta; Diptera; Ceratopogonidae. Gene Ontology annotation, cellular component: cyclin-dependent protein kinase holoenzyme complex; cytoplasm; nucleus. Bases 296 to 1456 code for a protein of 386 amino acids. The transcript has 5 exons.